Caenorhabditis briggsae is the source of this 492-nucleotide messenger RNA. NCBI's taxonomy places the organism in Eukaryota, Metazoa, Nematoda, Chromadorea, Rhabditida, Rhabditidae. Bases 1 to 492 code for a protein of 163 amino acids. The transcript is spliced from 4 exons. The record is from RefSeq and is a predicted model, not a curated record.
AUGCGUCAUCUCCUCCUCUCCCUGGUGGUUCUCCCAGCUCUUCUGAGCGCCUUCCAAGUGGUGCGCUUCACACAUCCGCCACCGUUUCCACCUGAUGCGACCCUAGGCGGGACUUUCAAACUAUUUGCUUCAUGGUAUUCGGGCUUGCUCGCAACGACAAUCCAGGAAAAAACCGCAGAAGCUUUGAACUAUCACAUGUUCUAUGUGGACAAACAGAUGCAGUUCAUUGAGUGCAACGCGGUCACGCACCUGCAUUACGACGAUUUCCUCCGCUGGUUCAAAGCAUUCAUUCUGGCUUACAGUGACCCAGUCGUGAAGAUCACUUCGAUCAUUACAACUGGUAAAGAUAUAGGAGAAAUGAUUCUGAAUGUUGAGGCAGGGACUGAAGGCGGAUUUCGCGAGAAUUUCGAUGUGAAAAUCGGCGCGAUGAGGGACGAGACUACCACCGGCUGGAAAAUUCUCAUUGUGAAUCGCGCAAUUGGAUGUACUUAA